Messenger RNA from Gambusia affinis (western mosquitofish), 3129 nucleotides. RefSeq names its product rhomboid 5 homolog 1b (Drosophila) (gene rhbdf1b). The transcript is spliced from 20 exons. The coding region runs from base 253 to 2889 and encodes 878 amino acids. Gene Ontology annotation, molecular function: serine-type endopeptidase activity. The record is from RefSeq and is a predicted model, not a curated record. NCBI's taxonomy places the organism in Eukaryota, Metazoa, Chordata, Actinopteri, Cyprinodontiformes, Poeciliidae. Gene Ontology annotation, biological process: regulation of protein secretion; regulation of epidermal growth factor receptor signaling pathway. Gene Ontology annotation, cellular component: endoplasmic reticulum membrane.
CUGGGCUCUGAUGAGCUGACGGCGGUUCUGUUCUGGCCCGGCCCGGUCCGGUCCGGGCUCGGGUCAUGUGACGAUCAGGGAUUACAGAGUUUAAUCUGACUGUCAUGAAGCCCAGAGAGGAAAAACUGAGCUGGACAGACGAGGAAGGACCGGCGGCGCCGAAGGAUUUCUGAGUCCAUUUUGGUUCUGAUGGAGAAUCAGAAAGGCUGAAGCUGCAGCUGUUCCUGCUGGUUUUCCAGCUGGCCGUCCAAGAUGGAGGCAGAAAACCCGGAUGAGACGAGAAGCAGAACCAACAGCUUCCAGAGGAAGAAACCGCCGUGGCUGAAACUGGACAUCCCGACCAUCCAGCUGACGCCGGACGAGCCGCCGCAGGCCGCCGCGCCACAUGUUGGGCCACAUGUUGGGCCACAUGUUGCUGCAGCCAGACGCAGCAACGAGGCGCAAGACAAAAACGAAUUUCAGCCUGUGAAGCGAGUGCGGAGUGUGAGCAUGCCCGGGGAAAAUCCACACACACACUCUGCUGCCAUGGAAACAUCCAACGUCUACCUCAAACCUCCAGUGGAGAAAAUGGCCGUCAUGCAGUCCAUCAAGAGUGAGAAGCGGGUUCACUUCGACCGCCUGAACACCGUCCCUCCGAAGGGUCAGCGCCGCGCCAGGAGGGCGUCGACCGGCCGCCGGCGCUCCUGCGUUCCUAAAAUUCUGGCCCGGCGCCGCUCGUCUAUCCCCAAACAGAUCAUGAGGGGGACGGCUGAUUGGUUCGGCGUGAGUAAGGACGGCGACGGCGGCCAGCGCUGGAGGAGGCGGAGCCUGCAGCACUGCAGCCAGCUGUUCGGGGGCCUGAAGGCCCAGGUCGUGGACCCCCUGGCUCGCGGUCGGGCCUUCCGGAUGGGGGAUGACCUGGAUGGACCUGGCGCCCCUCAGACGCCGCUCACCCCAGGCUCCGCCUCCCUGUGCUCCUUCUCCAGCUCACGCUGCGCCCUCAACAGGUUGCCACGGCGACGCAAGCGGGAGUCCGUGGCCGUCAUGAGCAUCAAGGCUGCCGCGGCGCUGAUGAAGGGUCGGACGGCGGCUGAGGGCGGCGCCGGGAGGCGGAGGCGGAGCUUCUUGCCUCCCAGUUUCUGUGACGACGACACGGUGGAUUUCCCUGACGAGUUGGACACGUCGUUCUUCAGCAGAGAGGAGACGUCCAGCUACGCCGACGACGUGUUUGAGACGCCGUCAGAGACGGAGCUGCAGCGGCUGGAGCCCGGCGCCGAGAGAGGAAACGCUCUGACAGGAAGUGCUCUGGACCGGACCAAGCUGGAGCGGACUCACCUGAUGCUGCCGCUGGAGCGAGGCUGGCGGAAGGCGAAGGACGGUGCGGCGCCGCAGCGGCGCGGGCGCAGGAUCGCGGCGCCGGUCCAGAAGCUGUUCGCCCGGGACAAGAGGCCGUACGGACUGGGCAUUGUGGGCCGGCUCACCAACCGGACCUACCGCCAGCGCCUGGACAGCUUCGUCCAGAAACAGAUCCAAGACAUGGACAACCACAGGCCUUUCUUCAGCUACUGGAUCACCUUCGUCCACCUGCUGGUCACCGUCCUGUCCGUCUCCAUCUACGGCAUCGCGCCGAUCGGAUUCACGCAGCAUGAGACCGUCGACUCUGUGCUGAGAAAUAAGGGAGUUUAUGAAAACGUGAAGUUUGUGCAGCAGCAGAACUUCUGGGUCGGUCCGAACUCGGAGGCGCUGAUCCACCUGGGGGCAAAGUUUUCUCCUUGCAUGCGUCAGGAUGAAGAGAUCCAGCAGCUGAUUGAGGAGACGAAGGCGAGAGAACGACAAUCUGGCUGCUGCGUUCGGAACGACCGCUCCGGCUGCCUGCAGACGCUGCAGGAGGAAUGUUCGAACACGCUGGCAGUUUGGGUGAAGUGGCCUCAACAUGCCAGCACUCCAUAUUUAGAGGGGAAACCACGGCAACACGGCUCAGUCUGCCACCAGGACCCCAGAAUCUGCCAGGAACCCGCUUCAGUUCCACCGCAUGAGUGGAGCGACGACAUCACACAGUGGCCAAUCUGCACUAAGCUGGACUCUGGGAACCACACCAACCUGCCUCACAUCGACUGCAGCAUCACGGGCCGGCCCUGCUGCAUCGGCACCAAGGGACGAUGUGAAAUCACGUCCAGAGAAUACUGCGACUUCAUGCACGGAUACUUCCAUGAGGAAGCGACGCUCUGCUCACAGGUGGCCUGUAUGGACGACGUCUGCGGCCUGCUGCCGUUCCUCAACCCACAGGUCCCAGAUCAGUUUUCCCGCCUCUGGCUGUCUCUCUUCCUGCAUGCCGGCGUCCUGCACUGCCUGGUCUCGGUGUUUUUCCAGAUGUCGGUUCUCAGGGAUUUGGAGAAGUUGGCCGGCUGGCUCCGGAUCUCCAUCAUCUACCUGCUGAGCGGCGUCACAGGAAACCUGGCGUCCGCCAUCUUCCUGCCCUACAGAGCAGAGGUGGGUCCUGCUGGCAGCCAGUUCGGCAUCCUGGCCUGCCUCUUCGUGGAACUUUUCCAGAGCUGGCAGAUCCUGGAGCGGCCGUGGCGAGCGUUCACCAAGCUCGCCGCCAUCUCCAUCUUCUUCUUCUCCUUCGGUUUGCUGCCGUGGAUCGACAACUUCGCUCAUGUCUGUGGCUUCGUGUCGGGCUUCUUCCUGUCCUUCGCCUUCCUGCCGUACAUCAGCUUCGGCCGCUCUGACUCGUACAGGAAGCGGCUCCAGAUCUGCGGCUUCCUGCUGGUCUUCCUGGGUCUGUUCGCCGCGCUGGUCGUCCUCUUCUACGUUUUCCCACUGAAAUGCGACUGGUGCGAGUUCCUCACCUGCGUCCCGGUCACAGACAAGUUCUGUGAGAAGUACGACCUGAACGCACACCUGCUCUGAGCGUCAGAACCGGGCCUGAUUGUCAGAACCCGUUCAGAUAACCGCUUCUUGGUGGCGCCGCAGGAACUUUCUGGAACAAAUGCUUCACUUCUGGAUCAGGAAGGACCAGAGGUUGGCGGAUCAGAACCGCUGCAGGGAGAAAGAAAAAUUGCGCCAAAAAAGCGUUUUGGGUUUUGGGUUGAAAUUUUGACAUUUCUGAGAAUUUUUCCUCUUUUUUCUGGAACAUUUCUCAUUAAUCUC